UUUCCCAUAUUUUUGAUUAUGGUUGUUUAUGAAACAGUGACACCCUCUUUCUUUCUACUCACAUCUUUUUCUCUCCUCAACCCCACAACCCCAAAACCAUAAGAAAAAAACCAUCUACAGAUCUGUAUUUCUCUCUCUACUCACCCCGGAGAUAAACACAUCCUUGAAGAUUACUACCCACACGUAGAUGCUUUGUAGAUGGAAUUGUGGGUUAAAUCGGCCUCAUCGUCUAGCCUAUGUCAAGUUCGAUCAACUGGACUCCUCAUCUUCGUCGUGACAAUGGCUAUAAUUUAUAUUUGAAAUCAAGUGACCAGAAGCCAUUCGCAACCUACCCCUUUUAGUCUCUCUAUGUGUAUCGUUUAGUUUAAUUGGUGUUUGAUCACAGGAGCUGCAUCGUAGUUUAAUUGGAUUGGUGCUUGAUCACAAGAGAUGAAGAUGAUGAACGACCAGGUGUGGAUCGAAGCUUUAUUGGUAACUUUGUUACGUGUAACUGUAAGCAUCCGCUUUUGAGAACAAGAAGCAUGAGGGUACUGCUGUGACCUUGAAAGUGGCACUUUUGGUUAAAUUAGAAAAACAAAAAACGAGUGAGUUUUUCAGAAAAGUAGUCAAACCACAUUUUAUAACCAUUUCCUCUUUUCGUUUUAUAUAAAUAGUUGGGAUUUAUAGAUGAAUAUGUAGUACUUUGUUGUUGAUGUAAUUUGUGUGUGCGUCUAAACUUAAGUGUUACUAAUAUUUUAAUGUUAUAUAACGGUCUUUCCUCAAUUAAUCAUGAUGAUGAGCUCCACACCCCAUUAGGAUCCUGGGCAAAAGAAGCGGAAAAACCGGAACCAGUAUGCCUCCACAGAUGAUGCAAAGCCCUAAUGAUGAUAUGUUCCUCAAGGAGGCCAUCAAACCCGACCCGAGUGGAGGGAAGGUGACCAGGAGGAAUGACAUUGCGGUACAAACGCAAUACCUUUAUGUCCGUGUAGUGAAAGCAAGGAAUUUAGGUGCCAAGGAUGAUACUGCAGGCAGUAGUUGUGACCCUUAUGCUGAGGUUCGGCUGGGAAAGUAUAAAGAAACAACUCGUCAUUGUGAGAAGAAUUUUGAUCCUCAGUGGAACCAAGUGUUUGCUUUCACUAAAGACAGGAUUAAUAAGGCGUCUGUGGUUGAGGUUACUAUAAAGAAUAAAGAUAUGGUGAAGGAUGAUUUCAUGGGGUGGGUAUUAUUUGAUCUUACCGAGGUUCCAAAGACCGCACCACUGGAUAGUCCUCUAGCUCCUGUAUGGUAUAGACUGGAAGACAGGAAAGGGAACAAGUUGCAAGGAUUUAUUAUGUUAGCUGUGUGGUGGGGUACUCAAGCUGAUGAAGCUUUACGUGAAGCAUGGCAUGUAGAUGAUGAUGGUGAUGCUGCUUCUUCUUCUCCUCCUGUUGUUGGAGCUGAUGCUCUUGCAAAUAAUAUCCGUUCAAAGGUGUAUCUUUCUCCUACUCUAUGGUAUCUCAGAGUUAAUGUGAUUGAAGCCAAGGACUUGGUACCCGGUGAUAUAACUAAAACCCCUGAACUUGUUGUGAAAGCCACCCUUGGUAUUCAGACUAAAUGGACUCGCGUAUCCACAAGCAGGUCUAUCGAUCCUAAGUGGAAUGAGGAUUUGAUGUUCGUAGCUGCAGAGCCAUUUGAAGAGCCUCUGAUAUUGAGCGUGGAAGAUAAGUCUGCCCCUUACAAUAGUAAAGUAUUUGGAACGUGUGCAAUUCCUUUGCAGUACGUGGAACGAAGAUUAGAUCAUCACAAAGCUAUAAACAACGCAAGGUGGUUUAAUCUGGAGAAGGAUAAUGUUACCAUAGAUGUUGAAAACGAGAAGGAAGUCAAGCUUGCUAGCAGGCUUCAUACGAGAAUCUGCUUGGAAGGUGGUUAUCAUGUUCUUGAUGAAUCUACUAACUUCUGUAGUGAUUUCAGGCCAGCAGCAAAGAAGUUAUGGAAGAAAAGCAUUGGGGUUCUUGAAGUGGGAAUCUUGGGUGCUAGUGGGUUAUUACCGAUGACGAAGAAAGAUGGAAGGGGAACAACAGAUGCAUAUUGUGUGGCCAAGUAUGGGAAAAAGUGGGUCAGAACAAAAACAGUAACAGACAGUCUUUCUCCAAAAUGGAAUGAGCAAUGCACUUGGGAAGUUUUUGAUCCGUGUACUGUUGUAACCAUUGGUGUGUUUGAUAACUGCCAUCUGCCAGGUGGAGGAGGGACUAAGGAUUCAAAUAUUGGGAAAGUCAGAAUUCGCCUUUCAACCCUUGAAACGGACUGUAUAUACACUCAAGCAUACCCUCUUCUGGUUUUGCGACCAUCUGGGUUGAAAAGGAUGGGUGAGAUUCAUUUAGCUGUGAGAUUUACAUGUUCUUCAUUGCUAAACAUGAUGCAUAUGUACUCGCAACCUUUGUUACCCAAAAUGCACUACAUCCAUCCAUUGACAGUGAGUCAACUCGAUAUGUUGAGGCACAAUGCGACUCAGAUUGUGGCCAUGAGGCUCAGCCGGGCUGAGCCGCCAUUGAGGAAAGAGGUGGUGGAGUAUAUGCUUGAUGUGGAUUACCACAUGUUUAGCAUGAGAAGAAGUAAAGCGAAUUUCUUCAGAAUCAUGGGUGUUUUACGCGGUUUGAUUGCAGCUAUAAAAUGGUUUGAUGAUAUUCGUAAUUGGAAGAAUCCAAUCGCCACUGCUCUGGUUCACAUCGUUUUUGUUAUAUUGGUCUUGUAUCCUGUGUUUAUUCUGCCCUCUGUUUGCCUCUCUCUCCUUUCAGUUGGAGUUUGGAACCACAAAGGGAGACCAAGGAGUCCUCCCCAUGUGGACACUCGCCUGUCUUAUGCAGAUAAUGCACACCCUGAUGAACUAGAUGAAGAGUUUGAUACCUUUCCAACAUCUCGUCUUCCUGAUGUUGUGAGGAUGAGAUAUGACCGUUUGAGGAGUGUUUGUGGAAGGCUUCAGACGGUUGCUGGUGAUAUAGCAAUACAUGGAGAGAGGCUUCUGUCUUUACUCAGCUGGAGAGACCCCAGAGCUACAACGCUGUUCAUAAUAUUCUGUUUGAUCGCUGCUAUUGUUCUAUAUGUGAAACCUUUCUAUGUUGUUGUCAUUCAGACAGGCUUUACUGUGUUAAGCCACCCAAGGUUCCAGCACAACCUACCUCUCAUCCCACUCAACUUCUUUAGAAGAUUGCCAUCGAAAUAUGACUGCAUGAUAUGAGAAAAAAGAUAUGCAACUUUCUGCUUCAUUACAAACCUCUUGGUCUUUGCCCUACAAAUAUGGUGCAGAAUCACAAGGGAGUUCCUUCAAUUAUUCUUCUCUCUCAUGCAUGUAGCAGAAGAGUAUUAAUCUUAGAACAAAGUUGCUGGUCUGCCUUUUGGCUUGUAGUUUAAGUUUGUGUUUUUGUUUGAAUCAAUAAGUUGUUAUUAGUAUGUAAUAGGCGUACAAUAAUUAUGUUGGACUGGCUUUUAAAUGUGUGUGAAUUGCGUAACAAGUUUGACAUGUGCUCUACAAAACAUGCUUCUAAAAAAAGUAAAUGGUGUGUCUUAAUGUC
Lactuca saligna is the source of this 3527-nucleotide messenger RNA. Lineage: Eukaryota; Viridiplantae; Streptophyta; Magnoliopsida; Asterales; Asteraceae. The record is from the annotation of a GenBank genome assembly.